AAAUUUCGCGACAAUUUCAUUAAUUUUAUAAAUAAAUGUGAUAAUAUAUAUAUGUAUAUACUCUAUAACAAAUAACAGUCCUCUCGUCUCUGAGAUAUUGAAAUUCUGAUUUCUUCUUUAAAAAGACGGACUUUUUCUUCUUUGUUUAUUUAUUACGUGAUGAAAUAGGAAAUAUUUCAUACCGCGCUGGUUUUGGAGGUCUGGGUGAAGCCGGAGAUCCGUCGUUUUUUCUCCCUGAAUUAGGGUAUUCUUCUUCUGGUUCUCAUUCCUAUUGCAUCUCUGCAAACUAGUCGAUUCAAGUGUGGGAUUGCCGAUUGGGAUAUUUUGAAUCGAAUCCUCUGUUUGUGUCGGUUGCGCCUCCAAUGCACGCCGGAGUCUAGGGUUAUGAAUUUACAUCGGUAUUUGCGGAGAUGAUCAUAAAGCGUUCGCACAGGGCGCAAAUGCCGAGCCUCAAGCGUUGCAGGGCGGAUUCGGACGAAGGAGGCGGGGUGGUUGGCGUUGGGCGUAGCGCGAAACGGUGGAAGAGCAGCAAGGGGGAUUACUUCUUAUUGGAGAUGCUUGGGGAUUUGGGCAGUUUCGCCGGGAUUCCGUACGCCGCAUGUAAUGACUUGGGGCCGUCUACGAGCUCCGGCGAGGUCGUAUCCGGGUCGAUAGCCAGCUGGGGCCAGCCGCGGCGGCGGCGGCGGUCGCUGGCUGUGAGAACAAAGCGGGGACGUGCGCAGGUGCUUCCUUCGCGGUUCGGUGAUUCGUUCACCAUUGAAACCUGGAGGAAGGAGAAGUUCGAGUCUGGGGUUAUUGAUUCCGAUUUCGGAGAAGUUAAUGUGAUUGAAACUGAGUCGAAGAAUUCUUUCGAAUUAUUAGGAAAACAGGAUUGUUACAGAGCGUGCUGGAAUAUAAAAUCAAUGAAGAAAUCUCUUUCACCGAGCACUUUGACGUUUCUUCAUGAGUCGUCGGAGGGAGAAGAGGUGAUGGUUUGCCCGGUGUUGCCGAAUCUAGAUGAAUCGGUGAGAAAUUUAGGGAAUAUAUCGGCUGCUAAAAUGUCAAAGAGAGAAUAUCUAAACUCUUCCAUGAAGUUUGCUGUGGGGGAUGUGGUCUGGGCUAAGCCAGGGAACACAUAUCCUGCUUGGCCAGCUAUCGUCGUAAACCUAACGCCACAAGCUCCCGAGCCAGUUUCUAAAUCCCUUAACGUUGGAUCCAUUUGUGUGAUGCUCUUUGGGUAUUCUGGAAGUGGAGAAGUCAUGCGCAAGUGUGCUUUGGUGAAGCAAGAGAUGGUUUUUCCAUUUAUAGACAAUCUAGACAGGUUCCAGGGGCAGACAGAAUUAUAUAACAGUAAGCCCUCUGAGUUAAGGUUGGCAAUAGAGGAGGCUUUCCUGGCUGAGCAUGGUUUUAUGGGAAUGGAGGUGGAUGGGAUGGACAUGUCCAGGCUGCACACAUAUCCUCGUGAUCCUUUCUAUGGUGAGUUUCAAGAAGCGACAGGCUCCAACCAUGAUCAGGAAUGCUUACAGGACGUGAACAAUCCAGGCCUUCAUUGUGACAAUUAUGUGGCUUGCCUUUCAAUUGCAAGCAUAAAGAAAGUGAAGGGUGAUUUAGAAGGCUCGCUUUUGAAAAAAGCCCACACCAGGCAGAGUCUGGAAGAUGGUGAUUAUUCAUCUCUUGAGUGCGAGUUGCAGAAUAAGUUUGAUUUACCAGAUACAGAGAAGAAAAAAGAACAAGUUAGAAAUUUGCAAGUCUCUGCACCCCAGAAGAUUCUUGUUUGCUGUUGUGGUGUGGAGGGGACAUACUUACCUGAGCAACAUGUGGUGAUAUGUCAUUGCCACACUUGCAACGGGAAAAAAGCCAAACUUAGUGAAUGGGAGCGUCAUACAGGUUGUAGAAGUAAAAAAUGGAAGAUCAGCGUCAAAAUCAAGAGUACCAUGAGGCCACUCGGGGAAUGGAUUGGACAUCACCUUAACAAUACAAUACCAGCCAAUCACGCUAAACAACCGUCUCUUAAAGAGAGAAAACAAAAACUAGUUACUUUGUUGCAAGAGGCUUAUGAACCAGUCUAUGCUAAAUGGACAACUGAAAGGUGUGCAAUUUGCAGAUGGAUUGAGGACUGGGAUUAUAAUAAAAUCAUCAUUUGCAUCAGAUGUCAGGUAGCUGUCCACCAGGAAUGCUAUGGGGUGAGAGGUGAACGAGAUUUCACAUCCUGGGUUUGCACAGCAUGUGCAACACCUCAACAAAACAAGGAAUGCUGCCUUUGCCCAGUAAAAGGUGGGGCUUUGAAGCCAACUGAUGUUGAUUGUUUGUGGGUUCAUGUUACAUGUGCCUGGUUUCAGCCCACUGUUUCUUUUGCUAACGACAUAACAAUGGAGCCUGCUGUGGGAAUAUUGAAUAUACCACCACAGUCUUUUAUGAAGAUAUGUGUAAUAUGUAAGCAAAAGCAUGGUUCAUGUGCACAAUGUUGUAAGUGUUCAACCUAUUAUCAUGCAAUGUGUGCAUCAAGAGCUGGAUAUCGCAUGGAGUUACAUUGCUUUGAGAAGAAUGGAAUACAGACAACAAAAAAGCUAUCAUUUUGUUCAUUCCACAGGGCACCUAACCCAGACACUGUUUUGAUUAUACACACGCCUUCUGGUAUCUUCUCUAGCAAAAAGUUGCUCAAGAAUAAUGAUAAGAAAUCUGGCUCACGGUUAAUUAAGAAAGAUGCUCCCCUCAAUUUAGUGUUACCCAACAAUCAGUCUAGCCCCUCAGAUGCUGCAAGAUGCAUAGCUUAUAACAAGAUGCAAAAUCAGCAAAACAGAGAAUUUGGCAUCCCGCACCAAGUGAGAGGUUCACUGCAUCAUUCUUUAGAUAAAAUUGAAUGCUUGAAUGCAUCUAAGGAUGUGAAGAAAUCGUUUUCAACAUUCAGGGAGCACCUUCGUUAUUUGCAGUCGACUGAGAGAAGUAGAGUAUGUUUUGGUAGAUCUGGAAUUCAUGGAUGGGGCCUGUUUGCUUGUAGAAAGAUUCAAGAAGGAGAAAUGAUACUGGAAUAUCGGGGUGAGCAGGUCAGACGUAGCGUUGCUGACUUGAGGGAGACCCGGUACCGUUUGGAAGGAAAAGAUUGUUAUCUUUUUAAGAUCAGUGAUGAAGUAGUUAUCGAUGCUACAAACAGAGGAAACAUAGCACGCUUGAUUAAUCACUCUUGCAUGCCCAACUGCUAUGCAAGAAUUAUGAGUGUUGGUGAUGGUGAGAGCAGGAUUGUUCUCAUUGCCAAAACAACUGUUUCUGCCGGCCAUGAGCUAACCUAUGACUACUUGUUUGACCCUGAUGAAAGUGAUGAUCGCAAAGUUCCCUGCCUGUGCAAAGCUCCAAAUUGCAAAAAAUUUAUGAAUUAGGUAGCUGUACAUUCUACACCGAUCUCUUUGAACCACUUCUUUCUUUAUUCCCCCCCUCUUCUGGGAGAUUUUUACAUCAAGUUCGCUGUCUAUUUACCGAAGGUUUUUCAAUUCUUUAUAGUGUAGAGUCACUUGAGUAUCAUUCUUUUACGGUCGGAACGUUGAUCUUUUUUUUUUUAUUCUAAUGUAGCACGGCAGUAUUUUUUUCAAUAUAGUAUUUGUUUCAUUAUUUUCCAGAACUAAAAACCCUUAUGUAAACUUAAAAUAUUAGCAUUAGCCUGUUAUAUAUGAUUUGAGGAUUCAUACUUCGGUUCUCUC
This is a messenger RNA of Dendrobium catenatum, 3671 nucleotides long. Its product is annotated as histone-lysine N-methyltransferase ATX4. The transcript is spliced from 22 exons. Bases 411 to 3353 code for a protein of 980 amino acids. Gene Ontology annotation, molecular function: protein binding. Gene Ontology annotation, biological process: regulation of transcription by RNA polymerase II. NCBI's taxonomy places the organism in Eukaryota, Viridiplantae, Streptophyta, Magnoliopsida, Asparagales, Orchidaceae. The record is from RefSeq and is a predicted model, not a curated record.